AUGCGCCUGGGUCGUGGCGUACUGCUAGUCGCGACGAUCUCCCUUCUUUCAAGCAGCAACGCCGUUCCAGCCACAACCGGCAAGAGUAAGGGGCUGAAAUUGCAAGGCGACAGCAGCGACAAGCGCUAUCUGCGAGUACACAAGGCCAUCAGCACCACGAGGGACGAAGAGGAGCGAACGUUCGACUUGAAAAAAAAGACUCCCAACGAUUUCGCCAGAAAGAUCCUGAACAAAAUGACGCAGGACGACGUGUACAAGCUCGAGAUGUUUGCGAAGUGGCAGCAGCACGGACUCAGCAAUGGGGAGGUCGCGUUGAAACUGAAUGUGCCUUACGGCGACAAGUACCUGCCGCUUCUCUUAGAGUACUUGAACCAUAUUCAGCCGACAGUUUCCGGGGUGGCGAAGAAGCCACGUAUUCGUUUCGGAGGUGUUGACGUUCGAUACUUUCAUGACGAUGAAACUCUACAAUGGCUACGGCACUUUGGACGAUAA
Molecule: messenger RNA, 492 nt
Organism: Phytophthora sojae
Lineage: Eukaryota; Oomycota; Peronosporomycetes; Peronosporales; Peronosporaceae
Exons: 1
Coding region: 1-492 (163 amino acids)
Source: RefSeq, a predicted model, not a curated record